This is a messenger RNA of Malaya genurostris, 8289 nucleotides long. It is a transcript of the gene enok, whose product is annotated as histone acetyltransferase KAT6A. Bases 147 to 7691 code for a protein of 2514 amino acids. The transcript has 6 exons. Lineage: Eukaryota; Metazoa; Arthropoda; Insecta; Diptera; Culicidae. The record is from RefSeq and is a predicted model, not a curated record. Gene Ontology annotation, molecular function: DNA binding; histone acetyltransferase activity. Gene Ontology annotation, cellular component: nucleosome; MOZ/MORF histone acetyltransferase complex. Gene Ontology annotation, biological process: nucleosome assembly; regulation of DNA-templated transcription.
UUUGUCAAGCUAUUGGUUGCCACCAUAAGUUCCACGAAGACAUUGUAGCAGAGAAACUCGAAGAGGCCGUUGAAGCUGGUGCCGUACUGAAAGUGUAUAAUAAGGGUUUGCACUCAUACAAGGCGCCUACCAGCACGCAACGGCGUAUGGUGGUAGUCACGAAUGAUAGUGAUUUAUCGCGAUUAGUAGCUAAAGCUGUUCGUGAUUUAGGUGAAUGUGACGGGUCCAGUAUAAAAUCGAUUGAAAACUACGUUCAACAAACAAACAACCUAAAUAUAAUGUCCAAUGUUGACUACAGUCUAGUGAUAAAAAACUCUAUAAGAGUUGCGUUAACAGAUGGAAUACUGCAACAAGAAGCAAAGCUGUACAAAUUAGGAAGUGUGGUUAAACCAAUCACAAAGAAAAAGUCAACUUCACCGAAGAAAAAAGAGAGAAUAGAUUCUGAAACGUCAACUAAAAAAACUACCAACACUGUUUGCGUGGAAUGUCUAGGAACAGAGUCAAAGGGUCCCACUGGAGUUUCAGAAGCUCUCAGUUCUUGUAGUGGCUGUGGAAUGUCAUUACACGAUAAAUGUGCUAACAAUGGUACUACUACUGUACCAUUAUCAGCUUUAGCUAGAAGGGGUAAUAAAUGGUUUUGCGAAGAGUGUAAAACUUGUGAUGCCUGCUCGACACAGAAUGAAAAAGGACCUUGCGUACUAAGCUGUAGUGAUUGUACUAAGAAUUUCCAUUUUUCUUGCAUGGAAAUUGCACUUGACCAUGUAAAAAAAGGAAAAUCAUUGUGGAGAUGUGCUUCAUGUAUAAAUCUGUGUAAUAAAACUCGUAAGCCUGGAGUAGAAUGUGGAACACUUUCACGGAAAACGACAGAAGACGUACAGCACAAACUGGAAAGGAAUAAAAAAAAGUCUGUUGAAGUCAAUCAGUUGCUACAUGAUAUUCCGGCGGUUAAAAAUAAAAUAUCAAUAAUUCAAGGAAACUCUAACGUUACAAUGAAAACACCGAAGACUGAUUCAUCGUAUAAAAUCGUUAAUUCACGUCGUAUUAAACAAUCACAGCCACAGAUAUCAACACUAGAGCCUCCCGAGCCGAACGAGGAAUUGCCCGAACAACCUUCCUUGCCCAAUGGCGUUACACAAAAGGAUGCCGAUCUGUACAAACAAGUGCAAGAGCAAGCUACCAAAUCAUUGGCCGAAAUUAUGCGAGUGGAAUCGAAAACAAUGAGAGAAACAACUCCAGAAUCUGUUUGCCGUGUCAAAAGACCGUUGCUGAUUUCUAUGCACAGCCCAUCGAAGUUCAUGGCAGCACAAGAACGAUGUCCGGCAGCUAUAGAAUUUGGAAAGUAUGAGAUCCAAACAUGGUACUCUAGUCCGUUUCCUCAAGAGUAUGCAAGAUUGCCUAAACUAUUUCUUUGUGAAUUUUGUUUAAAGUACACCAAAAGUAAGGCAGUUUUACAACGGCAUCAAGAUAAGUGCUUAUGGCGUAAUCCUCCGGGAACGGAAAUUUAUCGGUGCAAUGAUAUUUCAAUAUUCGAAGUAGAUGGUAACGCAAAUCGGAUAUAUUGCCAAAAUCUGUGUUUAUUGGCAAAGCUUUUUCUUGAUCACAAGACGUUGUAUUAUGAUGUAGAACCAUUUUUGUUCUAUGUAUUGACCAAGUACGACAGGAAAGGUUAUCACUUAGUUGGUUACUUUUCUAAAGAGAAGCACUGUCAGCAAAAAUAUAAUGUAUCGUGCAUAAUGACAAUGCCUCAGUAUCAGCGCCAGGGUUUCGGUAGAUUCUUGAUUGAUUUUAGUUAUUUGUUAAGUCGUGAAGAAGGCCAACCUGGUACACCAGAAAAACCAUUAUCUGAUCUAGGACGUGUUUCGUAUCAUGCUUAUUGGCGAUCAGUAGUUUUAGAAUAUCUUCAUGAAAAUAGAAAUCGAAUUGUUUCGUUCCGAACUAUUUCACAAGAAACAGGAAUUUUUAUCACGGAUGUAGCCUUAGCCUUUCAAUUGCUAAAUUUUAUAAAAUAUAUUAAAAUAGUUAAUGGCGACUUGAAAACAUAUAGACCACUCAUAUGUAUCGACUGGGAGCAGGUUGAUAUGCACAACGAGCGAGUGUUCAGAUCUAAAACAAGAAGAGUGAUCGAUAAUGAAUGUUUACGUUGGACACCUUUGUUAUCCUCAAUUCCCUAUUUCCCUGAGGUUGACGGAACUGCAGACAUUUCCCACAUAUCCGAUAAAAAAAUAAGAUCCGAUAAAAAUGACGAAGUUUGUUUUGGUUCUGAGGUAGAAAAUUCAGGGAAACAUCCUAUAUCUGUAGUAGCUGCUUUGCAGAGUGAUGUGUGCGAAGAAUUUCGAGGUGUGAAGAAACGAGGGAAAAGAAUUCAUAACCCAAUAAAGCCAUCAAGGUCAAGCAAAAAAUUAGAACAACACUCCGAAGCCGUUUCUUUUGACGAUAUUUUAGACAAAACUGAUCUCGCAUUAGUUGAGAUUACCUCCUCGGGCCGUAAGCGAAUAAGACCUAACAAGUUUAACGAAUCGACAUAUGAUGGUGCUUCUAAUGUCAUGACAAAUGAAAAUUCUAACAGUGUGUCACUACAGGAUAGUAGAAAGCGCAGGAGAUCUUAUCAAUUGGAAAAUGGUGACAUGGAGAAAAAGCGGACUCGAUUAGAUGAAGAAAAAGUACAGCAAUCUCAAGAAUCAUUGUUAAAUGAACUCUCGCAUUCUACGCGAACUAACAUUAGAAUAUCGAAGGAUCAUGCUCAACUUGAUAGCGUCAGUAACGUAGAAUUGUUAGAUAAACAUAGUAAGGGUUUACCAAAUAAAAAUUAUUGUUCGAAUACUGCUUCAGAAGCCGUACUUACACUGGAUUUAGAAGUGGAUAGUGUUACCGAAAAAGACGACGAAAAUCAAUCUACUAUCGAUGUAGCAGAAACUUCGCAAAAACUAAAGCGUCGUGUUGCUCAAAGAAUUGGUAGUCGAAAUUCUACUAGGUUAGCAGCAUCUUCCAAUCCAGAGACGUGCUUCGAUGAACCAAUAAUAGGCUCACCUAUAAAAAAAAAGCAACUUACUUUGCCAGAGCUUCUUAGAGUGAAACAACAUUCUUUUGACUCUCAGGAUAUGCUAGAGUUAUCAAAACAUGGAAAAGAUGGAGAACACAUUCAAACAGAUAAAAACCCAGAAGCAAAAUCACUCUUAUCUUACCCUGUAAAAUUUCGAGAUGGCAGAUUAAAAAGUUCAUCAACCGAUAUUUCUGCUGGUGAAGCUGAUGAUGAAAUGGAAGAAGAAACUGCGGUUACGGAAAAGUGUGCUUAUUCUGAGAGACAUACCGAAGCAUUGCACACGAUACCAAAUGCUUACGUUAAUAAAUCAGCUGAUGUAGAACACGUUAGUGUUUCAAUUGAACCUCAAUCUGUAACUAUUGAAUCGUAUACAUCACUUACCAAAAACGCAGAGAAUACAGAUGGGUUAAUGAAAACUCGUGAAGAUAUAGAAAACGAAUCGAACAAAAAUUCAGUUGAAGAGGAAAUUAAGACUCAGUAUGAAACGCAGAUUUCUAAUGUAAAUUCUAGUGCACAAAUAUUUAUCAAAGCUACAAACGAUGUUGAUUCAAACAAUAUGUCAAACUUUGUGUCCACCAGUACAAGACAGAUUAAAAAACCUUCCGACGAACAAAAUUGUUUGAGCUCUCAAGAAUUAAUUACAGAAGCCGAAUCAGUACAAUUCAAAGCUUGUAAAAAUGAUUAUAUUCCAGGGAAACAUGAUAGCAGCAAAUCACAGACACCCGAACCAGAAACAAGCUUAACAUAUGCUCUAGUCAAGGAACCUGACCAAUAUGUUUCUACUAAUACUGAACAGAAAGUUGACGAAGAAAUAUUGAAAAAUUCAUAUGAUUCAAACUCGAACUCUGCAAACGAUGCCUUGCCUGAAACAAUCAGUCAUGUAACAGAGAAAUGUGUAGAAAAGUCAGUUGGAUUAGAAAAUCAAUGCGCUCACAGCAGUGUUUGUGAAAAAAACGAAUUCCCUAAAGACAAAAAUAUUGAAACUUGCGAAAAAACAUCGGUCAUUACUGAGUCAAAACAAAGUGCUGCAAAUGAGCCUACAAAAACGAACACUGAAAUCAACAUAAAUGAAGACUUAAAGUCUUCUUUAAUCAUGGUAAUUCAAGAAAAUGAAUCUUUGGGAAAUGCAUGUAGUUCAACAAAAGAACCACAUCAAUUGAAUACAUAUGUUUCUACUGUAAAUCAUAGCAAUGAUGGGUCAGGUAGUAACACGGCGAGUGUAUUGAUGAUAAACGAAAAUUACGAGAAAAACAUGGAAAAGAGGAGACCUAAGAUUAUAAUAGACGUAAAAGCUGGCUCCGAAUCGGAAAGAAUUCAAAAAAUUUCUCCAGGUUUAAAAGCAGACCAUCCUAACUUCGAGCUUGGCGACAAUAAAAUGGCGAAAGCCAAGCUUUACGAUUCUCCUGAUAAAUUAGAUGAAGAGGAUACAAAAUCAGUUGAAAAUGUGGUAGCAUCAUUGGAGAGUGCAGGUUCUCACAAAAAAAAAUUUAUAAAAAAUGCUGUAGAAGAAGCUAAUAAGCAAUUGACAGAGGUUGAGCAUCAGGAUAAAUCCGUUAUUCAACAAUGUGAUGAUUUGAAAACUUUUAACAUUACCUUGAACAAUAGAGAAAAUUCUGAUUCUUCUGAACUAACUAUUGAUAUUAAAAAAGAGCCUUCCCCUAAUAAACAUUCAAAAAAUGACUCUCCAUCACAACAGUCAGGCCAUAAUCUAGAGAAGAAUAAAAUUUCGGAAAUAAGAACGCAAAGCACAUGCCUUGAGAACCAAGCCAACUAUGACAAUUCCUCUAAGAUCAUGAAUGAUCCUAGAAAAGCUAGAGAUAAAAAUUCAAAUGCAGAUGAUUUUAAAAAGAACAAAUCAGAAAAACGAACUCAGAAUGCUGCUAUAAAGACUGAGACAAAAAACGAUUCUAAAACUCGCAUAGAGCAAGACAAUUUAAAUACUAGUAGCAAUUGUAGUGGGAGUGUUUCAUUGAAAAGAUCAGAAAGUAUAAAAAAAGAAGCACUUAAGAGUGUGUCGUCAGGUAACGUGACUGAUCAAUUGAAAACAAGUUCGUUAAAUCCUGAUAGUAGUAAAAUCGGAGUGAAUGUUUCUAUGAAUAAUCCUACCUCCAGAACAGACAAGUACUCUGCAAAACAUGCUAUGCACGAAACAAAAGCAAUUGAUUUGAAUAAAAUAGCUCCACAGUUUCCGCCAAUAAAUCAGUUACCAAAUUAUCACACUACAUCCCAAUAUUGGCAAUUGGAUCCUUAUUAUCAAAGCUACAAUCUGUCGCACUUGGAAGCAACUAAUCAAAAGUCACCUAACAAGUUUCAUCUAGACUUGGCUACAUCUAUGGCAUACGGUAGUUUUCCAUCAAAUUUAUAUCAGACUGCUUUUCAACAGCAUCAAGAACAACAAUAUCAACAGCAUCAGCAAUCCUACCAAGCAAAGGAAAGGCCUAAUCAGCGAAUAGAUAAAAAGAGUUUAUCUGGGCAAGCAAAUAUUAGCACCAGCAAUCCUGAUGUUCAUAAACAUAACAAAAAUUUAAAAGCUAUGGAGGAAUCGAAGUAUAGUAAAAGUGCGGAUCAUCAAACACAGCAGCAACUUUCAGGCGUUAACAUGACUUUAAACAUCGAUGGCAGUUCAUGUGCGAAAUCUACCAAUACACUGUAUACUGGCCACAACACAAUAAAAACAAACUCGAAAAAUAAAAUAGAACAUAAAACAAGUGAUAAUUGCAUGAUUAGUAAAUCGAAUCAACCUCAAAGCCAACAACCUGCUCAUACUAGUCAUCAAGCUGCAUCAUGUCAAAUGGCAGCAAUGCAACAACAGCAACAUCAUGGUCAACAAAUGCUUAACAAGAAUAUGCAUCAACAAAUUGCAUCCUCCAAAGGUAAUUUCCAGAGUGAUGAAUUGAACCAGCAGGAUAACACAAACAAUAUUGCAAACAUAUCUACAACGGAUAUGAAGCAUCAACAUGGACCUAGUAACCAAAAUGAAGUUCAGUCAAUUGGAGUCUAUACACCAGACUCAACUACUAAUUCCGUGCACAGUUUGCAUCAAUAUGGGCAAUGCGAUUUGGACGUCGCUCAAUUGGGAUUGGAAUCUCCUGCUAGUAUUUCGAGUGACAUCAAUACCCAAAGUUCGGUGGAAAGCAUGAGACCAUCAAGUGUUGUUCCACAUCAAAUUAGUCAAUAUUCAGAUUGCUCAAUUCAGCAGCAACAUCAGUCUCAGAUGCAACAAAUAAAUAUGCACACUCAUGUCCCGGCAUCUAGUCCGCAGCAGUCAAUGGCAAUUAUUAAUAAUCAAAACUUGGAUAACGCAGCAGCCAGUAGCAGAUCAAAAGUUCAGCAGCAACAGUUAUCACAUCAGAAUAAUAGAAGUUCUAAUACCAAUCGAUCAUCGACUCCAAAAGUUAGUAGAAAUACUUCUACUCCAGUUAGUAAUCAUCAACAACAGCGUCAUCCGAACCGUUCUACUCCACCGAUUGGAAAUGCUAUUCAACCACUAACCAGCCCAGGUCAUCCUCAGCAACAUCAGCAAUCAAUGCAACAACAAAAUGUAGCUCAACAGCAACAUCAGCAUCAACUAGUGUUGCAACAGCAAAUGCAUCAAACAUAUGGACAUAUAUCAGGAUCAUCGCUAACUCAUCAAAAUCAUUCACAAAACAUGCAUCAGGCUGGUUAUAUUACAUCACAGUUAGGUAUAUCUAGUCAAGGCUAUCCGCAGUCGCCAACGUCAUAUGGAAGCGUUCCGAUGACCACUGUGAUACAGCAUAGAAUGACUGGCAGUCACACAAGCUUAUCCACACCAAAUAGUCUUCAUAGUCCUCAUCAACGUCUUGGACCAUCGCCUUCUUCCUGUGCAGUCUCAUCGGCAAAUAAUUUUUACAUUCAAUCUGGUAGCGUUAGCCAUCCACAGUCGCAUACACCUAUACCAGCUCCAACUCCUACUCCUACUCCAACGCCUACCCCAACUCCACAGUUGGACAAUUCGUGUCAGGCAGGCAAUAUUCAUAGUCAAGGUAAUGUAAUACAAGGGUCGCUUUCAUGUCUCUCAAAAUUGCAACAACUAACAACUAGUGUUGAUAUGGUAGGUCCUUCUUGUAACACACCUCCGUCUGGAGCAGUAAACAUCACACCACCACCAAACCAUCAUUCUCAUGUAGGCGGCUCUAUAACACCGUCACCCUCUACUCUCAUGAGUCAGCAGAACUCGGUAAGAAAUAUUUCAACACCACCAGCUUCAAUUCAAGCCCAGAUGCCAUCACUUAAUUAUCACAAAUACUAUACCGGAAAUAUGAACGUGUCUCCUAUAUCGGGAACGCAAAAUAGUCGUUUGUCACGUAAUACUGCAUCCGCUCCAAUUCAACACAUGAGUAAUAGCUCUAGCAGAGUUAGUCCAAACGUUGCAAUAAGUCCAAAUCUCAUGUCACCAUAUAGUACAUUAAAUACAGCAUACCGUAUGUCGGCCGCUCAGUCCUCGUCUACAGGAGGGUAUAUAGCAAACCCUGCGGCCGGUUUUAUUAAUAAUGCUACACAAAUUCCUGUCCAAAUGGGUGUUAUGAAUAUGCAAUCACAGUAUCAGGAUCCUUCGGCAAUUCAACGUGCCCAACAAAACUCGAUGUAUCCGGCUGCCUAUUCGGCCUAUUUACCAGCCAUGAGACGAUAAGAUAAUUUGAAAAAUUUUGACACUCGUGCGAUUGAUCAGGUUUUCCUGAUUUAAGAAAAAGAGGCGCAAGGCUAAAACCUAAGGGGGAGUAAUCAAAACAUGUGAUUUCGGAAUAUACAUACAUCGUCAGCUAAAAAACGCCAUUGUUAAAUUCUAAGAUUUUUUUUCAUAAUUACUCUGCCCGUCCGCGUGAUUUUGUUAAACAAAAUUGUUAAUCAUGUGCGUUGAUCUCAAAAUUUUUUCGCUGCAUUCAACUAAUCGAGCCAUUUGUAUCUUUGUACAGGCUUUGUAAAAUAAGAGUGUGAUAAUCAUCAACUCGCAAUUUUAAAUAAUUAUAUUUAAUUGUUGAAUUGUCAAGGUAAUCAUAAAUUUCAUAGAAAAAAAUAGAACUGUUAAAAUAGGUGUAUUUAAGUAGGAAUUAGUAAGUAAGUAAGUAUAUAAAGGUACAGAAUGUGUAAUUCUGGUAGAUAUAUACAACAUGAUAUGGAAUACUUAUUUAUUUUUGAACAGAACUAUGACGUUUUAAUAUGUUAAUAUAAAUUUGUAACAAUACGUUUAGCUCAGAUAUCGAAAUUAUAACUGAAUUCAUUGAUGAGUA